AUGGCCUUCAACCCCGCCGGGAAGCGCAAACCCCCAUUCUCAGGGAACCAGUUCGACUCUGCCGCAGCUCGCAAACGUGCCAAAACCUACGAUGCCCGCUCCCUCGCGGUCCAGUCGGCCGACGCCGCCCUCUCCGCAUCGGGCGAGCUUGAUGUCGCUGCCUAUGUCGACGCGAGAGAAUUCGAGAUCUGUGCCCUCGAGGUUGGUAUGCAGCGGUCGAAGUCGGCCUUGAGUAGCCGUGCGUUUCAAAAGGUGCCUCGUUCGUUGCGGAGGAGGACCGCCAGCCACAAUGUGAAGCGAGUCCCGAGUAGACUGCGGGCAAGGGCAAAGCGGGAGAUGAUCGAGGACAACACACCCACAGUAACCGCACGACGACGAAAACCGACGGAGCUUAUGCGCAUUCGUCUCGAGUCCGCCCGACGUCUCCAGAGACUCAAUUCCAAAACCAAAGCGAAACGAGCAGCUUUGAAAGUGAAGCAGGAUAAGGAAACCAAGAAGAAACUGGAAGCGAACGGCAGCCAUACAUACAAUAUUGCACCGCGGAUUCCGAAGAUCAAGAAAAAUAAACUCUCUCGCCCGCCUACACCGGAAUCAAAAUACAAGAAGCGCCAGCGAGGAAAGACGUGGCUUCCAACACAUAUGUUUCAUGCAAAACGUGCCAAAAUGACGUCCCCAAAGGAGCCGCUGUGGCGGUUUGCGGUUCCCUUGUCGCCGACUGAGAAGAGCUACAGACCUUCUCACCGAGCGAGAGGGGCUAGAGGUGCUAUUGCCUGGGAUAUGAGUUACAUGUCUACGAUUCAGCUAGAGGGCACAGAAGACGCCUUGGGGAGCGUGCUUAGGGCUGUUGGAGUCGAUGGGCCUGAGGCGUGGGGAGUCAAGGGGAAGAAAUGGAGAGCGGGGACGCGAAGUUUAUCUGCUUGGACUUUUGAGCGUGAUGGCAAACGGAGACCUAUUGCGCCGGUUACUCUGGUUCGGUCUGCCGAGCAAAAGUCGGAAGACGUGGAGAUGGUUGAUGUCGACGACAAGAAAGCAAGUAAAAAGGAUAGAAAGAAGCUUUUUGUCAGGGUACAUCCGUCUGCAUUCCUCCAGCUGUGGAAUGAAAUUCUUGAGGUUUCGAAGAGACAGAGCCCGCCUGUGCUGGUUGAAGAUCUCCGUUUUGAAAUUGGCAGUAUUGAUAUCACUGGACCAGGAUCAACGGAAGCACUUAUUUCUGUCUUGAAGCCACUGACCAGUGGCGGAAAAGAGCCCCAAACAGACAGCCCAGAAAAUACCUGGACAUCCCUUCUCGGGGUUUCAAACUCUUCAUCUCUUCCCCAAAAUGCGCUUCUUGCUUUUUCUAUAUCCGACCCUCGUCUCCAUUUCCCACCGAAGCGCCUUGAGCCCCCCUCAUCUGAGACGCAGAUGAAUGACCUAGCUAUCUUGCUGUCUUCAUGGCCUGUUGAUAGAACACAGGGCUCGUCAGCUCUUUUUGAACGUCCAGCACGCUUGGCUGCCGCUCGUCAAUUGCCCAGUCAGAAAGCCAUCAACCGACGUCGCAGUUCAGCUUUACCGGGUACAUAUCCACCACCCGAAGAUUCUGACCCACAGAUCCCAGUGAUGGUCCUCGCACAAAGACCGUCAACCCAGUCAAAGAAUAGCAACUCGCCUGGGUCUUAUACCAUUCUCCUUCCGUGGAAAUGUGUUCUUCCCGUGUGGUACUCGUUGAUGUACUACCCGUUGUCAAGCGGUAAUAACCCCAGAUUUGGUGGCCUGAAGGAACAACAACAGCUUGCCUUUGAGACUGGCGAGCCUUGGUUCCCUGGUGACUUCCCUGGAACCCGCGCUGGUUGGGAAUGGGGCUUGCGUGAGCGAGAACUGGCCAAGCAGGAGUGGGAACGACGUCCGAAGGGACGAAGACAUGAAUUCGAUAGCCUCGAUCUUGGAAAUGGCCGAAAAGGCGAAAUUGGACGAGGCUGGGCGUGUGACUGGGAGCGACUUGUGCAGGGUUCGCCCAUGGACACUGCACAGGAUGUUGGCGAGAGGAAGCAGAAGAAGCAGACAAAAGCCGCCCCAACCAACGAUGAAGCCAACAAAGAAGAGAAUGUGGAUGUUCAUCCACCACUGAACAUCCACCACCUGCGGACACACGAGGCCGAGCUUGCAAUCAAUAGCCCCUCGGCCACCGUCGACAAAUCUGCCCUUGCUGCCGUUAGCAUAUCCCUCCUCACUCGCGGCACACCCAUUCCCAGGGCUCGGAUCUACCGUCUACCCACCACCAACCCAGAACUUCGUGAAAAAUGGCUCAGCCUCGUUCCCAAAAAUACAAAUGGUCCCAUACAGGGCCAAAAACAAGAACAAACACACCUUGACCUCUCCGGGGAAGACGCUCGUCAGCGUCUAGCGGCCUCUCUUAUCGCUCCUACAUCCGAUACAGACUCGACACGCGAGAACCUACCUCUUCCCUCAGAAGAAGACCUUAUUGGCUUCGUUACAACAGGCAAUUACAACCUCUCUGAAGGAAAGGGCACAGGAAUCGGCUCUAUUCUCUUGUCCAAGGCCAUUGAGGCGAAGCAUGGACCUUCUAAGGGCAAGAAAAAGGCUCGGGAGAUGAAAAUGUGUAUUAUCCGGGCUGCCGGUGAGAGACUUGGUAGAUUAGGGCUUUGGGAGGUUAUUUGA
Molecule: messenger RNA, 2655 nt
Organism: Aspergillus wentii DTO 134E9
Lineage: Eukaryota; Fungi; Ascomycota; Eurotiomycetes; Eurotiales; Aspergillaceae
Product: ribonuclease P/MRP protein subunit POP1
Exons: 2
Coding region: 1-2655 (884 amino acids)
Biological process (GO): tRNA 5'-leader removal
Cellular component (GO): nucleolar ribonuclease P complex; ribonuclease MRP complex
Source: RefSeq, a predicted model, not a curated record